GAAAGUAAAGUAUGCAUCUUACCAUAGAUGAUGUAUAUGGAAGAAUUGGACAUUUUGGAAACAGACAAAAGAUUUAUUUUUUUGUACUCUGUAGUCUCAAUGGAUGGUGUGCAUUCCAUCAGCUGUUAACUGUAUUUGUUGGGACUUCAAGGUCUACUUCUUCUGAGGGAGGGUUGAUUCAGAAAAGACUGCAUGCUAAGGAGGUGUCUCAUUGGAGUUUGUACCUGAAUGAAUACUGCUAACACUAACUUGAGAUGUAUAUAAGCCAGCAUGGGCUUCUUGCUAUAACUGAAUGAUAAACUGUGAUUUUUCUAACUUGAAGUGCAAUGACUUUUUGCAACCACUUGUGAAAGAACAGUUGUGUUAUUUCCAUACAUGCAAAAUACACGAAGUGACAAGAUAGAAACAAUUGAGUGAAUAUUAGGUGUACACACAUCAUUAAGAUUACCAUCAGCUCAUAAUCAUCUGUUCAGAAAACAAACACACUGAAAGGCAAAGUGAUCACUGUGCUGUUGUACAAUGCAAUAUACAGUGGAUGAUGUGUUUGAAUUGAUUGGACAGUUCGGAUGGAGCCAGAGAACAUACUUUCUCCUCUUAGGUAUUCUUCAGAUCUUCGUGGCUCCUCAAAUGCUCCUUAAUGUAUUCACUGGAUUAGAUCCAUCCUUUGAAUGUUAUGAGAAAAAUGCAAGUAGUACAGCGAAGCCUCUCAUUAAUAAGUGCAUUAACAAUGACCCACAAGAGUGCAGACUAUCCUACACAUCGGAGUACAAAUCCUUUGCGUCAGAGUGGAACCUGAUAUGCAGUGAGAAGUACAAAGUAGCAAUGGUUCAGUCAGUAUGGAUGGGAGGGGUCAUGACCGGCGCACUGGUACUUGGUAGUGUAGCUGACGUCAUUGGGAGACUCAAGACCCUCAUGGUUUCCAUCCUCGGAACCAUUGCUUUUGAAGGUUUCAGUGCCUUUGCCCCAACGUUAAUGAUAAUGAUAAUUCUACGAUUUUUAGGAGGAAUAUGCUGUGCCCUGGUGAUACUUGUGAGUUUUGUGCUUUCUCAAGAAUUGAUUGGAACCAGUUGGCGCAGCUUUUGUGGGAUGUGUGUAGCCAUGGUCUUUGCUAUAGGGAUUGGCAUCUAUUCAUGGCUGGCUUCCAUCAUGAGUGACUGGAGAACGCUAACUCUCGUCUGUUCAUUAUCGGGAAUCGUUUUCCUUUUGUUACCUUGUUAUGUUCCUGAGAGCCCACGGUGGUUGGUGACACAGGGCAAAAAUGACGAAGCAAAAGUUGUUCUAGAGGAUAUGGCCAAGAAAAAUAGAAAGAGCAAAGAACUGCCUAGUCACUGGGAGUUGAAGUCAAGCGGUGGGAAGAAUAAAGAGAAGAAAUCAAAUGGUGUCAGGGAUUUGGUCAGCCAUCCGUAUGUUCUACUUCUUACUUUAAUCCAGAUAUUUUCAUGGUUUGUAAAUAGUUGUACCUACUAUGGGUUGACAAUGGCUGCCAGCAACCUUGGAGGAGAUGUGUACAUUUCUACAGCUCUUAGUGGAUUGAUAGAGAUUCCAGCAUGUAUCACAGCUGCUGCAGUUAUUGAUAGAGUUGGUCGACGAAUAACUUUAUGUACAGCUAUGCUGUUGGGAGGAACAGCCUGUGUUUUAAUUCAAUUUAUACCAGUAAAGUAUGUUACAGUUAUAACUGGACUUGCCCUUUGUGGCAAAUUAAGCAUUUCUGCAAGUUUUUCUGUUGCUUAUGUGCAUAGUGCUGAAAUUUUUCCCACCAUUAUUCGGAACUCGGCUGUUGGCAUUGUUUCUGUUGCUGCAAGGGUUGGUGGCAUAGUUGCUCCCUUCAUCCUUAUGCUGGGUGACUUCAUUCCAAAUAUGCAAUUUACCGUCUUUGGCUUAAUGACAUUCUUAGCGGGAGUCCUGAACCUGAAGCUGCCCGAAACAUUGGGGCAACCAAUGCCUGAAAACAUAGCAGAUGUCAUAGCAUUCCGUAACAAUGAGAAGGUAGUGAAGUCAGGUAAGAAGUACCAGAAACUGAACAUGGUCGAUGAAGAGGUGGGGGCUGAGACUGUAAGGCCUCGCACCCCUACCAAGAAGGGGGAAGUUAGAGAAGACCAAGAACCCCUUCUGGAAGAGUAACAGCUUAAUGGUCUUGGAUGUUUUUGACGAAAUUUGCGUCACCUGUACAGAUAUGAAAGAAAGGUUGUUCAGAGUUUAUAGAGCUUUUCACUUCUUGUACUUGUUGUUCUUCAUCAUCUGAUUAUUAUUAUUAUUAUUAUUUUUAUUUUCAUUAUUGGAAUUAUCAUUAUCAUCACCAAUAUCAUCAUUAUCACUGUUAUGUUAUCACUAAUUAUUGUUAU
Penaeus vannamei (Pacific white shrimp) is the source of this 2342-nucleotide messenger RNA. The record is from RefSeq and is a predicted model, not a curated record. NCBI's taxonomy places the organism in Eukaryota, Metazoa, Arthropoda, Malacostraca, Decapoda, Penaeidae.